Messenger RNA from Hemibagrus wyckioides, 3392 nucleotides. RefSeq names its product eukaryotic elongation factor 2 kinase (gene eef2k). Bases 293 to 2566 code for a protein of 757 amino acids. Gene Ontology annotation, molecular function: calmodulin binding; elongation factor-2 kinase activity; ATP binding. The record is from RefSeq and is a predicted model, not a curated record. NCBI's taxonomy places the organism in Eukaryota, Metazoa, Chordata, Actinopteri, Siluriformes, Bagridae. Gene Ontology annotation, biological process: protein phosphorylation. The transcript has 20 exons.
GUGUGUGUGUGUGUCAGUCAGUGGGCCACACGCUUUAGUGCUGGAUUGAAGUGGGCAGAGCUGAUGGUGGGACACGUUGUGUCGUCCAUUGGGGAUUACUGAGACGGGGGGGAUUUAUUUCCUUAAAACUAUCCAUAUUAAGUCCUCGCUGCACUUUCAUUUGCACACCAUUUGGAAAUAACUGGACCGAAAAGAAGAUUACUUCGUGAAUGUUAUGGCCUUCCGCACAUGAGCUUUGUUGAUUAUUAACGAAAGGACCAUCGCUUUUGAUUAGCAGCACUUGAAGAUCACCAUGGCAGACGAGGAGCUCAUGUUCAGCAUGGAGGAGGUGGACAGUCUGAAAAGACCUUCGGUCAGCAGGUCUGUGUCCUCGGGACGUAACAGCACAGUUGAUGAUGAGGAAGAUGACUUCUACAUCUGUCCCAUCACCGAUGAUCCCAUCAGUCCCACGAAAGGCAUCUGCGAUUACCUCAAAGACCUCGUCCAUCAUAAACAACUCUCUAACUCCUUGCCCAAAAGCUACAAGAACAAAAACGAAACCGACCCAGAGGUGCAUUCGGUCAGGUUUGGUUCUUUAACUGAGAAAGGUCGGGCUGCUUGGAAACAUGCUAUUGAGAAAGCCAGGUCUAUGCCAGACCCCUGGGCUGAGUUUCAUCUCGAAGAUGUUGAGACGGAGCCCUGCAUUCGUUACAGGUACAGUGCCAUUACUGGUGAAUGGGUCCAGGACCAAGUCUUCAUCAAGAUGUCCUCUCAGCCCUUUGGAAAAGGCGCCAUGAGAGAGUGUUUCCGAACAAAGAAGUUGUCAAACUUCUCCCAUAGCAGCAACUGGAAAUCGGCAUCGAACUACGUGGCUAAGCGGUACAUGGAGACCGUGGACCGAGAUGUUUAUUUUGAGGAUGUUAGAUUACAAAUGGAAGCUAAAUUAUGGGGUGAGGAGUAUAAUCGUCACAGGCCGCCAAAGCAGGUUGACAUCAUGCAAAUGUGUGUUGUGGAAAUGACCUCACGCCCAGGUAAACCGCUUUUCCACCUGGAGCACUACAUCGAGGGGCAGUACAUCAAAUACAACUCGAACUCUGGCUUUGUGAGGGACGAUAACAUACGUCUUACGCCUCAGGCUUUCAGUCACUUUACAUUCGAACGUUCGGGACACCAGCUGAUAGUUGUGGACAUUCAGGGUGUUGGAGACCUCUACACAGACCCUCAGAUCCACACAGAGAAGGGCACUGACUUUGGUGAUGGAAAUUUGGGUGUACGAGGCAUGGCCCUGUUCUUCCACUCGCACCUGUGUAACAAGAUUUGUAAGAGUAUGGGCCUCACGCCGUUUGACCUGGCUCCUGCAGAAAGCUCUCAGCUGGACUGCACCAACAAGCUGCUGGAGUCAGCCCAGACCGUACUCCGUGGCUCUGAGGAACACUGCGGCUCUCCCAGGGUCCGCACCACGUCUUUUACCCGCGGCCCCCCUCUCCUGUCUCGACUCUCGGAGACUUCCUCCGUAGACGAGAACAUGAGCGACGCAGACUCCAUUCCCUGUUCGCCCCUGAGCCUGGGUGCCUUUGCAGGACGCUCUCCCUUGGGUUGGCCAGGCGUGCAUGAGACGGAUGAAGCAGAAAGAAACAACUGGAAUCGAAAGGACUCGGAGAGCGGUGGAGACAGCGGUUACCCGAGUGAGAAACGCAGCGAAGGAGACCCAGGAGAACACCAUGAAAGGGCUCGACCUUUCUACAACAGGCAUUGCUCCGAAUCGGAUGAAGACAGUGUCCGUCGGCACAAAGUGGUGGGUAACGCCAGCAAGUUCUCAGUUACUCUAAACCUCCCUGACUCUCAGACGCUGACAGAGGAAAAAUGGAGUUUCUUCCAUUCGUCUCGUGCCCACGUUCAUAGGCCAUCCUGUGUGGCAGUAGAGGUGGAGAGACUGAAUGCGCAGUUUCUUGAAAGGAAAAUCGGCAAAUCUAUUCUGGGCAAGGUACAUCUAGCCAUGGUCCGAUAUCAUGAAGCAGGUCGGUUCUGUGAAAAAGAUGCACCGUGGGACCAGAAUUCUGCCGUGUAUCAUCUGGAGAGGGCUGCUAUGUGUGGCGAGUUGGAGGCUAUCGUAGCACUCGGUCAGUUAUAUCUGCAGCUGCCGCAUCACGUCCUGCCUGAGAUUGAACUGCAGGACAAUGAAGAGAACAGGAAGAAAGGUUUCCACAUGUUGCUUCAGGCAGCUGAGGCUGGAGACAGACCCAGUAUGAUUUUAGUGGCCAGAGCUUUUGACACAGGAGUCAACCUCCCACCUAACAGGACUCAGGACUGGGAGGAAGCGGUGCAGUGGUAUGAGUGUGCGCUCAACAUGACUGAUUAUGAUGAAGGAGGAGAGUUUGAUGGCAUGCAGGAUGAACCCCGCUACCUCCUUCUAGCUCGGGCCGCUGAGAUGUACCAAGAAGGAAGUUUUGGCCUUACUGCAGAUCCUCAGAGAGCAGGCGAUCUCUUCACUGAGGCAGCUGAUGCAGCCAUGGAGGCGAUGAAGGGCAGACUGGCUAAUCAGUACUACAUGAAAGCCGAAGAAGCGUGGUCUGCUAUGGAAGAAUAAAGAAAACCAGUUUUAUCUCUCAGGACUGUUAACGGUGUUCAUUUCUGCGUGAAAUAUGUUUACAUGCUCUUUAACAGCAUCUUUCAGACUGCUGUGCUGUCCGGUUUUAUACGGGGUGUCCUAAAGCAUGCACCACACAAAUGCCUUUGGGGACAUUUGGGUUCUCUCAUAACCUGGUCAGUAGUUCACAGAUGUGAAUGGAACUGAAAUAAAUUUGCAUUUAAAGGUUUUAAGACUACAGGUAAGCAUCGGGACUCUUAGCAAUGGCAGUGACAUCACUUCAUGGUCUAAAAAAUAUCAUAGCUUGUGUAAUGGUGGUGGUAAUAACCGCGAGAAGACGAUGAAUAAGCACUCUAUACAAAUACUGUAUACUCUGCAAACGUGUAUGGAUCAGUUCUUUCGGUUUCUUGUUUUGCAUGCUGGUGUGUUGUGGGUGCCAGAAAAUUUUUUUGCUAAGCACAUGACUAAAUCCAAAUGUCUACAUGUGUACAAUUCUCUUAUUUAUGUUAUUCAGCAUACACAUAUUGGCUGUGUAAUGUGAGUGUGAUUAAUUUAUAUGAUUAAACCCCGAGAAAUAUCAGAAACAAAACGCCCCUCGGAAAGCACUAGUGAAAGCGGAUGGAGAUAAAGUGAGUGAUGUAACUGUCUUUGCUACAAUUGCUGUCUUGUGGUCUGCCUUUCUUGGUAUAAUACCUUUAUUGAUUAAAAAAAAUGGUUUGGUUUUCAUUCUGCUUGUUUUUACCUACCUUCAUGCUGAAGAAAACAAUUGUGAAUUUCGUUUACAAGAGCAAGAACUUGUACAAUAAAAAUACAAGUGCGAACAAGA